CGACGACAAAUCUUCGGAUCGGCCAGAAUCUACGACUCACUCUCUAUUUUACAAUCCGCUAAUCCCAUCGUCGGCGUCGCGAUCAUGGGUGACAUUUUAGUAGAAAACCCAGCUAAUAGCGUGGCACCAUUUAACAAGCCCAUCCCGUCAACCAUCCCGAACGUCGAGAGUAUUGAGGGCAUACCUGCGCAGGGCGGAGAUGAAUAUGCAGUGUUAAAAAAGCUACAAGGGCACCUGGAAUAUAUCCAGUUACAGGAGGAAUACAUCAAGGAUGAGCAAAGGAGCUUAAAACGCGAACUUGUCCGGGCACAGGAGGAAAUCAAGAGAAUUCAGAGUGUGCCGCUAGUUAUUGGCCAAUUUAUGGAGGCUAUUGACCAGAAUACCGGAAUAGUCCAGUCUAGCACAGGAUCCAACUAUGUCGUCCGUAUCCUAUCCACUCUCGACCGUGAGAAGCUCAAGCCCUCGUCCUCCGUCGCCCUUCACCGGCACUCCAAUGCCCUCGUCGAUAUCCUACCCCCCGAGGCCGACUCCUCUAUCGCCAUGCUCGGUGCCGAUGAGAAGCCGGACGUGACGUACGCUGAUGUCGGUGGCCUCGACAUGCAGAAGCAAGAGAUCCGCGAAGCCGUCGAGUUACCCUUAACCCACUUCGACCUCUACAAGCAGAUCGGUAUCGACCCUCCGCGCGGUGUCCUGCUUUACGGCCCCCCCGGUACGGGAAAGACUAUGCUUGUCAAGGCCGUCGCGAACUCCACAACCGCCAACUUUAUCCGAGUCGUUGGCUCCGAGUUCGUCCAGAAGUACCUAGGUGAGGGUCCUCGUAUGGUCCGUGACGUCUUCCGCAUGGCCCGCGAGAACUCACCCGCCAUCAUCUUCAUCGACGAGAUCGACGCCAUCGCCACCAAACGUUUCGACGCCCAGACCGGUGCCGACCGUGAGGUCCAACGUAUCCUACUAGAGCUGCUCAACCAAAUGGACGGUUUUGAUCAAACUUCCAACGUCAAGGUCAUUAUGGCCACGAACCGCGCCGAUACCCUAGAUCCUGCGCUCCUGCGACCCGGUCGUCUCGAUCGAAAGAUCGAAUUCCCUAGCUUGCGUGAUCGCCGCGAGCGUCGUCUUAUCUUCGGUACCAUCGCCAGCAAAAUGAGCCUCGCCCCCGAGGUCGAUCUAGACAGUCUUAUCGUCCGCAACGAUCCCCUUAGCGGCGCCGUCAUUGCUGCUAUCAUGCAAGAGGCCGGUCUCCGUGCCGUCCGCAAGAACCGCUACAAUAUCAUCCAGUCCGACCUUGAAGACGCCUACUCCAGUCAAGUCAAAGGAACAAGUGAUGAGAACAAGUUCGACUUCUACAAAUAGACGGGAAAGGCCUGGUAGCUUGACGUGGUUUGCCCCGAGUUCUUGGGAGAGUGGAAGCCGAGUAAGGAAUAAGGGAAUCCGCACCUUCAUCUGCGGCGGAUACGCUUUGGUCUUGCGAUAGGAAUUCCGUGCAAAUAGAGGGUGCCCCUAGAAGCCGUGACGUGAUGGGGUUGGCUAAAUGUAACACUAUCAUAGCAAUGCGACUAAACAAACUAAUUACGUGCUUCCCUUUGCAGUACCAGAUUUGGAAGGGAGUUUCACGAAGC
Messenger RNA from Daldinia loculata, 1616 nucleotides. RefSeq names its product 26S protease regulatory subunit 6B. Gene Ontology annotation, molecular function: ATP binding; proteasome-activating activity; ATP hydrolysis activity. The record is from RefSeq and is a predicted model, not a curated record. Bases 85 to 1350 code for a protein of 421 amino acids. Gene Ontology annotation, biological process: proteasome-mediated ubiquitin-dependent protein catabolic process. Gene Ontology annotation, cellular component: proteasome regulatory particle, base subcomplex. NCBI's taxonomy places the organism in Eukaryota, Fungi, Ascomycota, Sordariomycetes, Xylariales, Hypoxylaceae. The transcript has 3 exons.